Chrysemys picta bellii (western painted turtle) is the source of this 804-nucleotide messenger RNA. RefSeq names its product lymphocyte activating 3 (gene LAG3). NCBI's taxonomy places the organism in Eukaryota, Metazoa, Chordata, Testudines, Emydidae. The record is from RefSeq and is a predicted model, not a curated record.
AUGACAUUGGCAUUUAUGCCCCUGUCUCUCACCCUCAUGCUGCUGGUGACCAAUGCCAGCAGUACUUCCCCUGGAGCACCAAAGGAGCAGAGGGGGGAGCAGAGGGUGUGGGCCAAAGUGGGAGACCUGGUUGUGCUCCCCUGUCACCUGAGUCCUCAGGAGCUGCAGAGCAGCUGGAAGCAGCUGUAUGAGAAGACAGCUGUCCGCUGGGAGCGGCAUGGGGAAAGCUCCCACAAAGAGCCCCACAUGGUGCUGGAGGUGGAGUACAGUGGUCUCCUGAAAAGAGCCCGAUCCAUGAUGCCCCGAGCCUCAGUUAGGGAAACCGGCUUCCGCCAAGGGGACUUCUCCCUCUGGAUUGAGCCACUACUGAGUGACGAUGCAGGCCAUUACGAGGCGCUGGUGAGAUAUGGAAAGGAGACUCGGCGCUGCCAGUUGGAGCUGGGCAUGGUGACAGUGACUGUCAAUCCCCCAGGCCUCCUGGUGGAAACGGAGCCUCUCUUGCUAAACUGCAACUCCAGUCAUCCAGCUAAGCUUGUGGGGAUGCGCUGGUUCCAUAAUGUCAGCCUGGUCCCCAUCUCCAGCAGGUUCCGUUCCCGCCAUGGGGCUCUAUCCAUCUCCAGGACAACUGUAAGCGAUUCAGGGCCCUGGCGCUGCGAACUCACGUACUCAGAUGACGAGAGAGUUUCUGCCACAUUCAACCUUCAAAUUCUAGGUAACUCUGGCCUCCGACUCACCCUCUCAGCUCCCAGAGACCUCUGGCCUCUCACAAUAGCCUCCUCCUCUCCAACUCCUGCCUUAUUGUGA